Molecule: messenger RNA, 327 nt
Organism: Musa acuminata AAA Group (dessert banana)
Lineage: Eukaryota; Viridiplantae; Streptophyta; Magnoliopsida; Zingiberales; Musaceae
Product: agamous-like MADS-box protein AGL65
Exons: 6
Coding region: 1-327 (108 amino acids)
Source: RefSeq, a predicted model, not a curated record
AUGCUCAAAUUCUCAUUGGCUUUUAAAUGUGUUUCUUUAAAGUUGGAGAGUCUUGAAGUUCUGAAGAAAACAUUCAAGAAGUUGGACCACGAUGUUGAUAUCCAAGUGUUCCUUGGUUCCAGCACCCAAACAGUUGAGGAGAUAACUAAUCACUGGUCGUCAUUGCAUGGUCAACUAUUAGAUGUACAAAAAAGACUCAGCAAUUGGGUUGACCCAGACAAGAUUGAUAACAUAAACCAUAUUACCACAAUGGAACAAUCUCUUAAGGAAUCUCUUGGCCAAAUUCAAGUGCAUAAGGUAAAACAUAUUGGGGUUCUGAAUUUAUGA